AUGGUUCUGAACCCUCUCAAUCACCCUGGGGCUCAACAGAUACCGGAGAACGAUGUGGAGAAGCGCGGAGAGUUGAAGUCUGCCGAUGUACACGUCACCUCUGGCGGUAGCGAUACCUCUCCAAGCUCCAUUGAUACUCAGCAUGAUGUUCCUCCUACACCUAGAGUCUUGAAGGGAAAACUUGGCAAAUGGAAUGACAGGAUCGAAGGCCUCGCCGGGCUUGAAGCUCGCGGUAUCACGCGUGUCUUACCAGAAGAAAGACAUGGAGGCGGGAGAAAAGGAUAUGGCCAGAUGUUUCUGCUGUGGUUCAGUAUCAACCUCGUAGCGAACAACAUCAUCACUGCUAUGCUUGGGCCUUUGAUUGUCAGCCGAUUUUUCAUGGGCUAUUGGCCCGCAAAGCUUUCCGCGAUCCUGAACGUCAUUAUGCAAGUCGGAUGGGGUACAAUUGGAUGCAUCAUCGCCGGGCAGCUGAUAUCGGCGGUUAACGGCGAAGGCUUGACUGUCGCUGUUGGAUGUAUUGUUGCUGCUCUCCUGAUUGGUUUGAUCGCCGUCUUUGGCAUUGGCCUUGUCCAGGCAUACGAAAGGUGCGUCCAUAAUCGUCUAAUAAAGAAAGAACUUCCUCGAGCUUAUAAAAUCCAGAUACGCCUUCAUCCCUCAAGCCCUCGCCAUCCUCGUCCUGGUCGGCUCUUGCGGAAAGAAUUUCGAUCGCAAUGCCGUUUCCCAGGACCAAGCGGUACAGCGACCGCAAACCGAUGCUCCUUCUUCGCUCUUAUGUUCUCCAGUGUCAUUGGCUUCAGUGCUGUCAGCGCUGACUUCUACGUCUAUUAUCCAACCAAUACCUCCAAACCACUCACAUUCUUCGCGACCUGGUCUGGCAACUGGAUAUCUCAGACCCUGCUCAAUGUCAUUGGCAUUGGUAUUGCCACCGGGGUAGCCGUCACACCUGGCUGGAGCGACGCUUACGGUAUCUCUUCGGGCGCUUUACUACUGAAAUGCUAUGAGGGCCUAGGCGGCUUCGGAUCAUUUUGCGUUGUCAUCCUCGCCCUGGGCUCUGUAACUAAUAACGCGCCAUGCUCGUACGCCGCAGCGCUCACCAUCCAGACACUCGGCCGCUAUGCGAAGGCGAUACCGCGCUGGUUUUGGUGCGUCGUCAUCACGAUUGUCGAACUUGCGCUCUCCGUUGCAGGGCGCGAUCAUUUGUUCAAAAUCUUCCAGAAUUUCCUUCCCAUUAUGGCGUACUGGGUGAACCCGUGGCUCACCAUCAUAAUCAUCGAGCAUUUGGUGUUCCACAAGUUGAAGGGCAAGGGUUUCGACUGGACAGCGUGGGAGGAUAAGGCACGGUUACCGAUUGGUGCGGCCGCUCUGUUUUCAUGGCUUGUUGGAUGGGCAGGCGCGAUCAUCGGUAUGGAGCAAGUCUGGUAUCAGGGGCCUGUAGCGCUAAAAGUCGGCAACUAUGGAGGCGAUAUUGGAGAGUGGCUGGCCAUAGCGUUUGCAGGUGUUGUAUACCUGCCAUUGAGGUGGCUGGAGUUGAAAAAGUCCUUAAGAUAG
Bacidia gigantensis is the source of this 1548-nucleotide messenger RNA. RefSeq lists its product as uncharacterized. Gene Ontology annotation, cellular component: fungal-type vacuole membrane; plasma membrane. The coding region runs from base 1 to 1548 and encodes 515 amino acids. Gene Ontology annotation, molecular function: transmembrane transporter activity. The record is from RefSeq and is a predicted model, not a curated record. The transcript has 2 exons. Gene Ontology annotation, biological process: transmembrane transport. NCBI's taxonomy places the organism in Eukaryota, Fungi, Ascomycota, Lecanoromycetes, Lecanorales, Ramalinaceae.